Xiphias gladius (swordfish) is the source of this 1547-nucleotide messenger RNA. RefSeq lists its product as uncharacterized. Gene Ontology annotation, biological process: cellular response to lipopolysaccharide; T cell costimulation; negative regulation of T cell proliferation. Bases 113 to 898 code for a protein of 261 amino acids. Lineage: Eukaryota; Metazoa; Chordata; Actinopteri; Istiophoriformes; Xiphiidae. Gene Ontology annotation, cellular component: external side of plasma membrane. The record is from RefSeq and is a predicted model, not a curated record. The transcript has 5 exons.
CUUAGAAUUCUGUGACGUAGCUGUCACACGGAACACGGAAGCAGUUCGAGCCGGUUUGGCGCCGAAGCCCUGGUUUGAACCCGUUUAGUUCGGUUGGUGUCUUUCCGGGAGGAUGAAGGGAAUUGGGUUUUUCCUGGCGCUUGUUCACGUGUUCCAACAUGCCGAGGCUGUGGAGGUCUACGAGGGGACGGAUUCUGUCGUGCUGCCCUGCGCCGUCCAUCUCUCCGAUUUCACAAACUUGUCCGUGGUGUGGCGCCGUGAAGAUCUCAGUUCCUCAAUCGUCCACUAUAGAGAGCAGGGAACUGAUCGGUCUGACAGCCAGAACCGGCACUACAGAGAUCGUACGACAGUGGUCGAACCCCAGCGGGAGAAAGGACUCGCCAGCCUCACUCUGAGUAAACCACGCCUCAACGACAGCGCCACCUACGUCUGCAUCAUCCGCAGGUUGGGUUCUAAUCUGAACCGGACAGAAGUAGAGCUGCUGGUCAAAGAACCGUUCCCACAAAUGUCCUCCUUUCUCCUGGGUGCUUUGGUGGGUGCCGUGGGUUUUUUGGUCGGGGAUUUUGUUGUAUGUUUUUGGAGGUCGAAGGUGGCAGCUUUCCACUCAGGCUCCAAGGGGGGGCUGAAGAAGGGGUCGGAGUCUGUAAAGCUGUCCUACCAAAGCAAGGCCCAGCUUUCUGAGGACGCCACAGCGGACUGCAGCUUCUCUGACUCUGAACCCCCGUAUCAGCACUGUUGUGACCAACCCGAGAAACGGCGUGACAUUCACCUCGAGAGCCUGCUGCAGACUGGAGACCUCAGUCCGCCCCCAGUGGCACCAACGCUUUCACCGCAGAGACGGAGACAUCCUCUCACAGAAAGUGAUGGAGAUCCAGGUUCAAGCUACAGGAUGGGUUGAAAUGAGAAACGCCGAGAAAACGGGUUCAACAUGAAGCAGAAGAGACCCUGACCGAGCGGCGUCGUUUCUUGAAGAGAAAACCGAAAAACGACACAACCUUUUUUUUUUUUUUAUCUGCAGAAAACAUUGAGAUCCUUCAAUAUGCAGAGCUUUCACAAAAUGAAACCACAACAAAUGGCUGCCAUUUAGGAAUCAAUGCUUUAUUUCAGUGUUGAGUGUUUGUGAAUGUUAAAGAGAGAGUCCAUAGCAGUGAACAGACAUGACAGAUAGUAAAUACAGAGAGAGAACGAGCAGGCAAGUGACACUGUGAGAAACUGAUCUGUACUUUAAGAGCUGUAUCCCAAAAUACUACAUAUCCAUUUGAGGGCAAAAAUAAAACCGAUGUACAAUGUUGUUCAUGUCAUGGUGCAAACUGACAAUGAUACACACCCAAAGCCACGUGAGAGCACUUGCAAGGACAAAAGUAGCAGGUUUCUGUUGUGUUUAUCAAGGGAUUUCUUUUAAGUUUUUCUUCUUCGUUUUGUUUUUUUUCCCCCGAUUGUGAAAAUUCAGAACAAAAGUUCCCUCGAAUGGAUGUGUACUCUACAAACGAAAUGUCUUUUCUUUUUUUACCUAACUCUGUAUGUUUGCAAUAAAUUUUGAAAGUCAA